AUGCCCCUGAGUAGAGACGGGCUCCAUCGUAUGGACGGACCGCUCAAUUCCCUCGGAGGGGGGUUGCUCUCUACACUCAAUCAAGUAAAUCCACAAGCAGUAGAUUCAUUAACUCGUAGCUUGCAGCAAAGUGACAUUACUCUAGGGAUUGAUAUGGACUCCGCUGGAGCAGGUAUGCGCAUUCAAACUCUGUUCUUGAGAGGAAUGCAUGAGGAGAGUCUGAGAAGAAGCAGUGCGACGGGUGCUGGUUACGGAGCAAGUUUAGCUGCUAAUCCUGCACAAAGUAUUUUCGGUGUACCGCAACUGAGUCAAAUGGAUGGUGAAUCAGUAAGUGUAGUUUACCUUGGAUCUUAUGGUAUAAUUACCAAAAAGAAUAAAACACCACCUGGAAAAUGCACUUUCUUUUUGACGAAAUUCAAGGGGGUGUGUGCGAAACAAUCAGGCUCUACACUUUUGAAUAUGGUUUUAUACUGUGUCGAUAAUAGCUUCCCAGCAAAAGCUUCUUACGAAUCUAUUAUGCCGGAAAAUGCCUCGCAUAGUCGACUUGUGUUGCGAUCAAAUCUGCCGGGAACAAAUGAGGAAGGCUCUGAAGAUGAGGAACCGAGUCAGCAAAAUGAUGAUGAUGAUGAAUCUCCACCUCAGUUUAUGAAUGUGUAA
Strongylus vulgaris is the source of this 657-nucleotide messenger RNA. The record is from the annotation of a GenBank genome assembly. NCBI's taxonomy places the organism in Eukaryota, Metazoa, Nematoda, Chromadorea, Rhabditida, Strongylidae.